Molecule: messenger RNA, 3441 nt
Organism: Penicillium bovifimosum
Lineage: Eukaryota; Fungi; Ascomycota; Eurotiomycetes; Eurotiales; Aspergillaceae
Product: putative C6 transcription factor
Exons: 9
Coding region: 1-3441 (1146 amino acids)
Biological process (GO): DNA-templated transcription; regulation of DNA-templated transcription
Molecular function (GO): DNA binding; DNA-binding transcription factor activity, RNA polymerase II-specific; zinc ion binding
Source: RefSeq, a predicted model, not a curated record
AUGCUGACCACGGGAUGGCGUAAUGGAUAUGAUUGGCGGUCCCCGUCGAUCUCCGAUAACGUCAAGAGAACCCCCCCGCAGUCGGCGGAGCGCCGGUUUUUCUUGCGCGUAUCGCUCUCAUGCUAUCAAUAUUGGGCUAUGAACCCGAGCCCGCCAAAUACACAGCCCGGACAGGGUGGUUCCAGCCCUGGUAACGCGGUUCCCUCGGCAUCUUCGAAGGGGCCUUUGGCUGGUGGUCGUCAGAUCACUAGAAACCGCGCGAGCUAUAGUUGUCACACGUGUAGGCGUCGGAAGGUAAAAUGUGACAAGAUACAUCCUAUAUGUGGAAACUGCUCGAAGAACAACACGAAAUGCACAUAUGAUGUCUCGUUGCGAAAAGAAGACGAUUUGCGCGAUGGCUCCUACCAACCUAUGCAUGGCAGCAAACGAAGGAGGGAGACAUCCCGAACAUUGGAGGAGGAUGUGGACGAGAUCCAGUCAAUCUAUGGACGCUUAAAGCGGGCAGGGUCCACAGGCGAGAAGCCUGAAUCCAGCGCCAUUGAGUCGAGACUUGACAAGCUUAUGUCCAUGAUCGAACGCCUCGGUGGGAGAGAUCAAACCCUUGAAGCUGUCGGGAUACAAGCACCCACUCCCAAUGCGAACGUGACAUCCUCACAGUCAGAUGAUUCAUGGCCGAAUGAUAGUCGGAACAGGAACAAGACACGGUCACGAUCAUCCAGUCCACGUCGCAUUGUUGCAGAGUCGGGCAGUGACGAGUUUCCCAUACCAUCAGGCCAGGAUACCGAUCUGGUAGACCCGGUUGGCAGUUUGAACUUGGGCCAUUUGAGCCUGGAGGACGGUGGACGGUCAAGAUAUGUCGGCACCACGUAUUGGGCUUAUAUCUCUGACGAGCUCAAUGAACUCAAUGAGCUCCUCAGGCAUCAAAAUAGAUCGCACGACCAGUCUUUGCCUGAAAAGAGCAGCGAAGAGAUAACGGACGCUCUUCCAGACGGUCAAAAAACAUGGAGAGAAUCAAUAGGAAGCUCGACAUACUCUGUAACGCCAAGGGCACAUUCCUUCCAACAGUCUAUAAUAUUCCCUUCCGGCGACUCCCCCUCGGUGGAUGAGAAGCCGGUCGAGCCCGAAAUGCUCGAGCACAUUCCAACUAGGCGACAGAGCCAUAUUCUAUACAAAGGAUUCAUUUCCGGUGUACAUGCCAUCAGUCCUGUGAUCCACCCCCCAACUAUCCUCAAGCUAUAUAAUUCAUUUUGGGAUUGGUAUGACCACACCAGUUAUUCAGGGGAGUCAUGCCCAAACCCAUCGUUUAUUCCACUGCUGUACGCCAUGUGGUAUGCGGGCUCAGUGACGAUCUCUAUCCGAGCAAUCAAAGCUGAGUUCGACGUGUCCUCGCGGUCUGUACUUUCGACAAUAUACAGCGAAGAGGUUACGAGAUGGCUUACAAAGAUCAAAUUUCCGCGCAGUCCCUCGUUACAAGGCCUCGCUGCGUAUCUCAUCGUGCAGACUAUCGUCACGAAAGAAGAAGAGCCUUUGACGAGCAGUAUCUUCGUUAGUCUGGCUAUGAGGGUUGCGCAAACUAUGGGCUUGCAUCGGGAUCCAGCUAAAUUUGGCAUAGAGCCAUGCGAAGCGGAGUAUCGGCGCCGGUUAUGGUGGCAUAUCAUCCACAUGGACUGUGUCGUCGCGAUGUCCAGCGGUCUGCCUCCACUUGUGAGCGAUGAGAAUUAUUGGGAUGUCAACGAGACGAGUGAAAUCAAAGACACGCUGUUGGGAAGCCCUGCUGCCGAGUCCUACGCGAGGCUGAUUGCUUCGCAAGAGCGUUUGCCCGACAAUCCAGACGAUCCCACUGUCUGCGGCGGACCUUCAAUGGUCAACGUCUACUACCUCACCGCAAGAGGGAAAUACACCAUGGCUCGCGCUAUUCGCCGAAUCUUAAGGAUCCAACUAGGAACAAAGCCGUUGACCAGGCAGGACAUGGAAGAGCUCCGGUCGAUCCUCCUUGACUUGCAGUUGAAAUUAAAUUCCAUAAUCACCAGAAUUCCCGAAGGAAAUGCCUCCAAUCAUCUGUCAAUGCCAGGCACCGGAUCAUUCUCCACUUCCAUGCCCAAAUCCCCACCAGACGACCGUUCUUCCGAUAAUGAGCUUCCAGGUGAUGGCCCAACUGGAUGUCCAGAGCAGUAUCACUCGCCUGUUCUUAUCAGCUUCCACAAAUGGGCAAAAAUACUUCUUUCUCUGUACAUUGACAAGGCCUUCUGUGUGGCCUAUCAGCCUUUCCUAAAGAACGCUCGCAGUCGAAUCUGGCCAGCGGCCCGUCAGAGUGCACUUCGCCAUUGCCAUGGGUUCAUGACAAAAUUUAUACAGCUUGCGACGGAACCUGAUUUUCAGCCUUUUCACUGGAGCUGGCCUGGCAACCAUCAACCAAUGCAUGCUACAAUGAUUAUGCUUAUUGAUCUAUAUGAGCGACCCUACAGCCCUGAGGCAUCGAAAUCCCGCGCUUUCAUCGACAGCAUACUCGCACUCUCUGGCCCUGAUGGAGGCGUUGUAGGUGGUGAAGACGGCGUCUCCACGCAGCGACCAUUGAAGGACGGUGGGCGUGAAGCCUGGGAUAUGAUCCGUCGCCUUCGCCAGAAGGCUUGGCAAAAGGCUGGACUCGAUCCCCAAAUGCUCUGGACCGAACAAGGCCAGAUCCAGGCCUGUGUCGCUUCACCAGCUGCCCCCAACGGAAGCGAGGACUCUGUAUCCUCGGACACUACCCAUGCUGGGUCUUCAAUUUCAGCACUGUCUGGUCGUUCCUUGGCGCCACGCCCUCAACCGAGCGAUUUCAACAAAACGUUUGACAACAUUACACGCUCCCAUACUUUCUCGAAUCCUGUUACCCCGGUGGCUACAAGCAGCCCUCUUCGAUAUCAAAACCAUCUGCAAGAUUACUUCUUGCCUGCCCCUUUAAAGUCUGAGCUUGGUCCUACCUCGGAGAUCGAUGCUAUAUCGCCCUGCAUCGACUCAUCGCCAUCCAAUCACAAUAUGGCCUCCUUCCCUGGUCCAUUAACAGGGAACCUUUCGUCCACGGUGCACCUUCCACAUGUUCAACAACUACAGUCCGAUGUUACUGUUCCUGGCGACACACCCUUCAUAGAUCCAAUGUCUACAAACAUUCCCCCCAUGGGCGCUCCUACACCGCCGUCAAUGGCCGAUCCCAACCUCAAUUUCGACUGGGACCAGUGGGACGCUGUAUUCGGACAACACCUCCCUGUUGCAGAUGACCUGAUGGCAUUGGAUCCAGUUGCAGGCCUCGAUCAUACUCUGGAUGCGGCAAACUCAACAGAUAAUGGCAACUACCCGGUCGAUCUGCCUACUUCAUAUGAAAACGGGCUUCCCCGCUCUACUACAGCAAUGAAUUUCACCUCGUGGAAUGGGAACAGCGCUGAAGAUUGGUCGGGGUAUCCUUAG